AUGUCAAAAACUGUUAUAUACAUUGACUCCCAAAAUAACAUUUACAUUACAGAACAUGAAGGGUGUUUAUCAAAUCCCUGUUUCAAUGGUGCUCAAUGUCUGCAGGAUAUAGACGGUUACCGGUGUCAGUGCAAUGAUGGGUUCACAGGGCUUAGGUGCAAAACAGAUAUAGACGAUUGUGCGUCAAAGCCAUGUCUUAAUGGCGGCAAGUGUGUGGACGAAACUAAUACAUAUCGGUGCAUUUGUGGCAAUGGUUAUAAAGGAGUGAGGUGUCAAGACGGUAAUAAAAAUUACAAUGACCUUGUUUCAAAUACCUUUAUCAAGCUGUGUCACCAUGUCGGCAGUAUUCAAGAUAAGAAAACAGGUUUCCCAGAACCCGUGAUUAUAGCAACUUUUCAUUAUAAUCCCGGAUCAGAUACACAAGUAGUGAAUACUGAAAUAGAUAUCGAUAUAUGUGCACCAAACCCUUGUCGGCACGGAUCAAAAUGCGUUCCGGCUGGUAUCGGCAAGUACACAUGUAAAUGCAAAGCAGGAUAUAAUGGAAAUAAAUGCGAAAACAAUAUAGAUGAGUGUAUCUCUGAACCCUGUCAGAAUCGAGGUACGUGUAUAGACGGUGUAAAUCGGUUUACAUGUAGCUGUAGAGAUGGAUUUACCGGAAAAUAUUGCCAAACGGAUAUAGAUGAAUGCGCCUCCAAUCCUUGUUCAAAGAACGCAGUUUGUGUGCAAGGAAGAAAUAAGUACACAUGCAGGUGUAAGAGAGGAUACAGCGGUGAAAACUGUCAAAUUGACGAAUGUGCGUCCCAUCCGUGUAAGAAUGGUGCCACUUGCAAACAAGGAAUCAAUACCUACAAAUGUUAUUGCAAAAAACGGUUCACUGGAACAAAUUGUCAAAUAAGCCCAAAGGCACAAGAACAAAACAGUACUGAACAAAACACACAGUCAAGCCAAUGGCUCAUAUAUCCUGGCUUUAUAUUAGUUAUAACAAUUCUACUGAUGAAAGGUGGUGGCGUAAGCCAUUGGAUCACUAAUUUAAAAGUCGUCCAAGAUAUAUUCCGUUUCUUCGGAAUUGGUGCAAAGAAGCCGAAAAGCAACACCUCUAGUAAUUCAGCAAAACAGACGAGAUCACAGCCGUAUGAGAAUGUGCGUGGAAAAAUGCUAAAUACAUGCGUUAUUAAUAGGACAGAAUACGAUCAGAAUUUUGAUUUAGCAAAACAGCUCGCUAACGAGGGUGCAAUACUUACGUAUGAUGAUAUACCAUGGCCAAAUAAAAAUGGCAGAGACGGCGACUGUGAUAUACUGUUUGAGGGCAUGGAUAUAACAAGUACAGAAUAUAAGGAAAGGGUGCGCAAAGAAAGGUUUCGGUGGCACCCAGAUAAAUUUGCUCACAUGUUUGGGAAUAGUUUAAAACCUGAGGAUGAAGAUGCUAUUAUGACACGUGUGAAUGAUAUAUCACAGAAUAUUAAUGAAUUAAUAGAAAUGGACAAAGAUAUGUCAUAUGAUUAGAUUAAACACUUUAUUCAUUUUAUAGUUGUAAAUUACACAAUUCGUAUACAUAUAAGUUACAAACAAUAUUGAGUAGAAGGCGUUUAGCUUGUUAAAAAAAAUAAUUCCUGAAAUAUUUCAUAUUACUGAUAAAACUUUUUAUCAUGUCAUGAUCAUUAUAUUCAUUUCUAAUUUGUCACAAAUUGCGGGGAGUUUAUGUCUAAAAUACAACAUAAAAUAAACAUUUACUCUUCAAAAAAAAUAAUCCAUACAAACGUUGAAACCAACAAAAUUACGUCUUAUUAUAAAAUUAUUUUACGUUGGUUCGCAAAAGGACCAAGGAAUAUGAAAGGAAUUUUGUUUAGUCCAUAGAAUACACAAUCUAAAACGUAAUUUUCGUGAUAAACCGUGACUAGACAAGGAUAGUGCAGAAUGUGAAUGGAAUGCCAUAUUCUGUCUUAUGGGGUAUAUCAAUUGCUCACACUGUAAGACAUACGUACGCAGGCGAAAGCUCUGUCGGAAUCUGUACAUGCUCAAAAGUAUAUGGUAAUACAGACUACGAAUGGAUUAGUUGAAUAUGCAUAUACAGACAUAUGGCCUCCAACACGUUUUCUGAAAUCAUAUGUAGAUGAACUUCUCUCUAGUUUCUUGGUAAAUUGGUGAAUCUCUCAAUACAACAAGGUGUUUUUCCUGUGAAAUACAAACAAGUAGUUGUAAGACCUCUUCUUAAAAUAGCCGGUCUUGAACUAGAGCUCUCUAAUUAUCGUCCUGUCAGUAAUUUAUCAUUUUUAUCAAAACUUAUUGAGAAAGCUGUUCUUUACAGAUUAAACAAAUAUGUAAAUCAAAACAGUCUUUUGCCUAAGAACCAGUCUGCAUACAGGAAAUACCAUUCCUUUGAAUCUGCGCUACUUCGGUUAGUCAAUGAUCUUCUAAGUGGCAUGGAGAAAAAGGAAGUCACAACCCUUAUUGCGAUUGACUUAAGUGCGGCAUUUGACACUGUCGACCACGACAUUCUUCUAGAUGUCCUAAAAGCACAAAAUGGCGUCUGAGAUACAGCUUUUCAAUGGGUAGACUCCUUCUUAAGGCCUCGUACUUGUAAGAUUGAAAUCAACAAUUUAUAUUCAUCAGACCGCCAUCUUGAAUGCAGUGUGCCCAAGGACAGUUGCCUUGGUCCUUGGCUGUAUCUCACCUAUGCUGGAACUCUUUUUGAUGUCAUUCCAAAAUUCAUGUCAGUCUACGGUUUUGCUGAUGAUCAUAUAGGAAAUAAAAGCUUUCGUCUUACAUCUGUUUCCGUAGAAUCACAAGCGAUCGGACACCUUGAAAGGUGCGCCAUUCAAUGUCUGAAUGCAUAGAAACAAACUGAAAAUGAACACUUCCAAAACUGAAUUUAUUAUGUUUGGUAGCAGACCUCAAUUGAACAAAUGUUUUACAAAUUCCAUUAACAUUGCUGGUGAUGAUGUCAAACAUGAAAGCACAAUUAGAUAGUUCGGUGCAUUUCUUGACAAAACCUUGAACUUUAAAGAUCAUGUAAAUCACAAAUGUCGUACAACCUUGUUGAAUUACCUACGAAUUAAGAACAUCCGAAAAUACUU
Molecule: messenger RNA, 3074 nt
Organism: Mercenaria mercenaria
Lineage: Eukaryota; Metazoa; Mollusca; Bivalvia; Venerida; Veneridae
Product: fibropellin-3-like
Exons: 10
Coding region: 1-1503 (500 amino acids)
Biological process (GO): heterophilic cell-cell adhesion; establishment or maintenance of epithelial cell apical/basal polarity
Cellular component (GO): protein-containing complex; plasma membrane
Molecular function (GO): calcium ion binding
Source: RefSeq, a predicted model, not a curated record